GACUUUAGAUGCAUUGAAAAUGGCGACAGUUUUAUUGUUGGAUAGUUUUACAUCUAGACCCCCUAUAUAUAGGCCUACUAUAUAUAGAUUACAUUUCAUUGUUUUCAAAGAGAGAUUCGUUUGUUGCAGGAAAAAAACAACAGUGAGUCACUGAACAGUGUCAACAGUUAAAAGUUAAAUGCAACUCUUGAUAGCUUUCAUAUUCUUGACUGUUUCUGUGAAUGCUUUAGUGGAAUUUCCUGAGCUCUCCCAUUUGAAAUCAAAAACAUCUCCUAAAGUACAGGCUCAAGCUGUCAAAGAUUUAAUUCAACGUUUAAUUAAUAACAGAUCUUCAGAGUUUGAAGUUUACAUUGAUGAAAGCAUUGGACCUAAAAACAGAAACACAUUUCAGUUAAGUUCUACAGAAAAUGGGAUACAAAUUAUUGGUACUAGUGGCGUGGCAGCCUCUAUGGGUUUCUACUAUUACCUCAAGUAUUACUGUAACGGCCAGCGUACUUGGGCUGGACAGCAGACCGAAUUGCCUCCACUUUUACCAGUGAUUACAAAGCCAGUAAAGGUGACAACAAAUGACCAGUUUAGCUAUUACCAGAAUGUAUGCACUUCAAGCUACACUAUGGCAUUCUGGAAUUGGGACAGAUGGGAAAAAGAAAUUGAUUGGAUGGCACUUCAGGGAAUAAAUCUACCUCUUGCCUUUGUAGGACAGGAAGCCAUUUUCCAAAGAGUCUACUUGAGUUUAGGAUUCACUCAGGCUGAUCUAGAUGCACAUUUUGGAGGUCCUGCUUUCUUAGCUUGGGCAAGGAUGGGCAACAUUCAAGGUUGGGGUGGGCCUCUGCCUCAAAUGUGGAUUACUAACAAACUGGUCCUACAACACAAGAUCCUCGCUCGCAUGCGAUCUUUAGGCAUGAUUCCAGUGCUUCCUGCAUUUGCUGGACAUGUUCCUAAAGCUAUUACAAGGGUAUUUCCAAAUGCUACAGUCACUCGUCUCAGUAACUGGAAUAGCUUCAAUGAUACAUACUCUGGGCUAUAUCUACUAGACUUUCAAGAUCCAUUGUUUCUUAAAAUUGGCCAAGCUUUCAUUGAAGCACAAAGCAAUGAGUAUGGGACUGAUCACAUCUACAAUACGGAUACUUUUAAUGAGAUGACGCCAACUUCUAGUGAUCCCUCCUAUAUUCGAGCUGCUGGUCAGACAGUGUUUAAUGGAAUGCUGGCUGCAGAUCCCCAGGCUGUAUGGUUGAUGCAGGGUUGGCUGUUUGGAGAUGAAAGUUACUGGAAACCUGAACUAGUCAAAGCUUUAGUGACCUCAGUACCUCAGGGACGUAUGAUAAUCCUAGAUCUUGCUACAGAAACAAAUCCAAUAUAUCAGAGGCUAGAAUCUUAUUAUGGGCAACCCUUUAUCUGGUGCAUGCUUCACAACUUUGGAGGAACAAUGGAGCUAUAUGGUGCAGUGGAUCAGAUAAACAAGGGUCCAUUUAUUGGUCGUCAGUUUCCCAACUCUACAAUGGUUGGUAUUGGCAUUACACCUGAGGGCAUUCAUCAAAAUGAGGUCAUGUAUGAGUUUAUGCUGGAGAACUCGUGGCAAUCACAACCUCGGGAUGUCAAUGAUUGGAUUGUGAAAUAUGCUAGACAACGUUAUGGGGCAGACAGCCCAUCAGCCAUUGCUGCUUGGAAACUCUUAAUGAAAGGUAUUUACAAUGCACCCACAUCUAUACGAGAUUUUGACCAUGUACUAAUCACAAUUCGACCAACACCCACUUAUGAUAUCAAGAGUGAUGUUUGGUUUGACCCUGAAGAUCUAUUUUCUGCCUGGGACAACUUGCUGAAUGCAUCUUUUGACUUGAAUGGCAGUGAGCUCUUUCUCUAUGACAUAACAGACGUUACACGUAACUCACUUCAGAUUAUAGCACUGCAGUUUUAUUCUGCCAUGGUCACUGCUUUUCAAAAAAAGGAUAUCCCCACAGUGAAAGAGGCUGGACAGAAUAUUACAAACUUGUUGGCUGACCUUGAUCACUUGCUGAGUUCUAAUGAGCGCUUCCUGUUGGGACCUUGGAUAGCAGAUGCCAGGUCUUGGGCUACUGAUGACAAUGAGUCAAAACUGUAUGAGUACAAUGCCAGAAACCAGAUCACACUGUGGGGGCCUACUGGGGAGAUCCAUGAUUAUGCCUCCAAGCAGUGGGCAGGUGUUGUAGCAGACUAUUACAAGCCAAGAUGGCAGUUUUUCACUAACUGGCUGGUACAACUUAUUCAAAAUGGCAGCCAAUGGGAUUUCUAUAUAUUUGGAGAAAAAAUUUUAUCUACUGUAGAAAUUCCAUGGAACAUUCAACGUUACCAGUAUCCAACGACACCUACAGGCAAUUCAAUCGCCAUCUCUAAAUCUUAUCAUGACAAGUAUCGUCCACUUACUAAAGAUCCUUUCUUCCGCAAACUGUGGGGAAGGCAGCUAAAAAAACAACAAUUGAAACAAACACCUGAAAGUUUGUAUGACAGGAAAAUGAAGUUUUUCCAAUGACAGUAAAAAAAAUUGUGUUUUCUUGAUUUACACUUUUUUUAAAUUUUACAAUCAGCUCAGUCAACUGAUGUGCAAGUGCCAAUAACUCCCUUUUAAAGUGUUAUUUGUAUAUAUUAUUGUUGGUUGGGAUACAUUCUUAUUAUUUCUCUUUGAUGUGAACAUUCCAUUAAAGACAUUUUCUUAUAUUUAUACUUUUUAAUAAUUGCUUUCAAUACAGAGCCUUGCUAUCUCUUUUUUUUUUUCCUCUAACAUUUGCUGUUCAGGAUUUUUCUUUAACCAUUUUUUUUCCUUUUGUAGAACAAAAUGGGGGAUAAUAUCUUUUUUUUUAACUUUGAUAUUGAUUUAAAAUUUUGUUCUCUGUAAUAAAGAAAAUUCUACUCAGAUACAGCCAAAGAAUAUUAUAACCCUAACCCCAAACAAUAUGCAAGGACAAAUUGUACAAAUACUCUUUCUUCCCUAGUGCUAUUAGAGCAUGGAAUGGUUGCCUUGGCAGAAUUUAAGUCAUUGGUUAAUAUGCAUGACUGAAUGCAUGACGCGUAGGAUGUAAUCAUCUUCUUUUUUGAAGUAAUGUCUCUAUUAUAUAAGAUAAGAUAAGAUAAAGAUUUUUAAAAAUGUAUUAAUAGCCAUAUCAAUGUUUUCAAUAAAUUAUUAUAAUAAUUUUUAACUAUUCAUUUGACAUCCAAGUGAGUUAAUUUAGUAGAACUAAUAAGUAUUAAAUGUCAAGGAGAUUAUCUAUCAACAAAUCGUAUCCAAUAUGUCAAUAGGGUUCUCAUGGAUGAUAGAAUUUAUUUAUUCCAUAUAUAUUUUUACAAUGGAUAGAUUGACAUGCUAAGCAAUGUUUUAAAGAUUUCAUUUCUUUUAAUUAGUGUAAAAAUAAGGUGAUAGCUCAUAUUAAGUUAAUACCCCCCCCCCUUUUUUUUUUUUUUGUUGAGACUUUCAUGUCUAUUGGGAAGGUAAAGUUAAUUAACUUUGACCUCAAUUGUUUUUAUUGGCAAGUGAUUUAUAAAUGUGCCACUCCUUUUAAUUAUAUUAGGUGCAUUAUAUAUCUGUAUAUUGGGGCAGACAUCUUAUUAGACAAUCAGAUGACAUAAAGAUGACACAAAGAUGUAUCAGCUGUUCAGUAUUGACAUUUAAGACCAGAAUUAUUAUGUCUGGGGUAUUUGGUUAAGCAGCCAUUUGACCACUUUAUGAGCCCAUCCAUAUUAAAAUAAGGGAAGUAACUCAUUUUACUAUGUUGAAUUAAUUCAUUAAUUACUAUCUGAUCUCAGUUUGUGAAAGUCAAGGUGAACAAAAUAAGUUCAUUUGACAUAACUAGCCAUCUGAUCUCUGGAUAUUACUCUCUUGAUAGACACCUACAUUUUGAUAUGAAUGUGGUACUGUAACUUUCCACUUUGUGUUGAUAUUAUUAGAAGUUACUAAUAAAAAAUCUAAAAUGUGUUUUUUCAAAAUUGAAAUAUUCAUGCAGUAAACACACACACCAAUACUGAGGAAAAAGGAAAUACAUUUUUCUUUGUAAAUAGUUUUAGCAUUCUGAAACUUCACAAAUCUAGCAGGUUGUAGCAGGUUUUGGGGUUGUGAGACAGCACAAGUAGAAACUUCUGCACAAACUUCAUUUCAAUAUUGAAGAUGAGGGAAGAAAUGGGUCCUUUGAAACUUAUGGGUAGGGGAGACCAAUCUGAAGUACGAGGUUUAACUGUAAAUCUGAUCUGUCACUACUUGUCAAUCAUGUCUGUCACAUCUCAUGACAAACUUUCUGAUGGCUCAUCCCAUCUCUUGUAUUUGAUUACUUUUGAGAAAUGAAAUGCAUGUAAAUAUAAUUUUUUGAUAGAUGUGCUGACAAUAUUUCAUUUGAAAUGGUUUAUUGUUUUAUAAUUAUAAUACUGCUUCAUGUGAAAUUGUUA
Messenger RNA from Biomphalaria glabrata, 4407 nucleotides. Its product is annotated as alpha-N-acetylglucosaminidase-like. Lineage: Eukaryota; Metazoa; Mollusca; Gastropoda; Planorbidae. The transcript has 22 exons. The coding region runs from base 179 to 2506 and encodes 775 amino acids. The record is from RefSeq and is a predicted model, not a curated record.